Chenopodium quinoa (quinoa) is the source of this 1687-nucleotide messenger RNA. Its product is annotated as 2,3-bisphosphoglycerate-dependent phosphoglycerate mutase. Bases 233 to 1276 code for a protein of 347 amino acids. The record is from RefSeq and is a predicted model, not a curated record. The transcript is spliced from 10 exons. Gene Ontology annotation, biological process: glycolytic process. Lineage: Eukaryota; Viridiplantae; Streptophyta; Magnoliopsida; Caryophyllales; Amaranthaceae. Gene Ontology annotation, molecular function: intramolecular phosphotransferase activity.
ACCUUCUUCCAAUCUUCCGUCCACUCCAAUAGUCUAAGACAAAUAAACCCAAAAAAACUUGUCAAAAUCUACAACAACCUUGUAAAUUUCAGUCUGCCAAAUUCGAAACCCCGCGAUUUCACUUCUCUUCGUCAACGUUCUCUCUCCUACCAACCUUCACAACUCAACCAAUUUUAAUCCCUCAUUUUUCUCUCGGUUUCAUCGAAUAUUCGAUCUACUUUCCUUCAUUUCAAUGGCUUCUAUGGUGUUAAGACAAACUAUUGGCGUCGUCCAAUCUGCUGGUCCUAGCUGUAGUUAUGGGCCUUCUAGCUGCCAUCAUGAUUCCCAAUAUGCAUCAGUGAAGUUUCUACCAAAGGUUAACAAGUUUAGUCUUGGACAUUCAACAAUCGACAGCUUCAGCUCCAUUCAGAAGCGUUCAGGUGUAAUUCAGGCCUCAACAUCUCAAGUCUCGGCUAUGGAUACCAUUUCAUCGCCGUCAGAUGACCUCACCAAUGACAAACCCAAGAAACCAAGUGAGGCAUCCCUUAUACUGAUAAGACAUGGUGAAUCUAUGUGGAAUGAGAAAAAUCUUUUCACUGGCUGUGUUGAUGUGCCAUUAACAACGAAAGGUGUUGAGGAAGCAAUUGAGGCUGGCAAGAGGAUCAGCAAUAUACCUGUCGAUAUGAUUUUUACAUCUGCUCUGAUUCGUGCUCAGAUGACCGCCAUGCUUGCCAUGACACAGCAUCGACGCAGGAAGGUGCCCAUCAUCAUGCAUAAUGAGAGUGAACAAGCUAAGCAGUGGAGUGAGGUUUAUAGCGAGGAGACAAUAAGCCAGUCAAUUUCAGUUGUCACAGCAUGGCAAUUGAAUGAAAGAAUGUAUGGAGAGCUUCAAGGACUGAAUAAACAAGAGACUGCCGAUAGAUAUGGGAAAGAGAAAGUUCAUGAGUGGCGUCGUAGUUAUGACAUACCUCCACCAAAUGGAGAGAGUCUGGAAAUGUGUGCUGAAAGAGCAGUCGCUUAUUUCAAAGAAAAUAUAGAACCCCAACUCCAAGCUGGAAAAAAUAUAAUGAUUGCUGCUCAUGGAAAUUCACUAAGAUCUAUUAUCAUGUACCUUGACGCACUAACAUCUCAAGAGGUUAUCAGCCUUGAACUAUCUACUGGAAUUCCCCUGCUUUACAUUUUCAAAGAAGGAAAGUUCAUGAGAAGAGGAAGCCCUGUAGGACCCACUGAGGCAGGAGUCUAUGCAUACACAAAAAGAUUAGCUGUUUACAGGCAGAAGUUGGAUGAAAUGCUCUGAUUAAAGAUUUCAUUUUUAGGUCUUUGCAUCCGGUAAUCAUUAAUCACACAACUGACUGGACGCGAAGAAAAAUUGAAAGUGCAGAAACAAAAAAGUGGAUAUAUCAACAGGAACUUAGAUUGGAAGAUCUUAUAGCUGGUUUUUUCAGCUACUUUUUUUAGUUUGUUAGGCUUCAGUUUUAGGGUUAUAUGCCAAUAUGGCGCUUGUGAUGGUUUGCAAGGAACUAUAACAUACGUAAAAUUUGUUACAUCUAUACUUUUUUUACUUUCAUUGUUUUGUAAUUGUAAAAUUUGUUAGUGAUGCUUUGACAACCAUGUUAUAGCUACAUUCUCAAGCUUACAGCUUGCUUCCUUAUGCUUUUGUGCUGCUUAUGCCGACUACGUUACAUGGUAAUGACAUUAAGUUUUUGAA